UCCAGAGACAUAUCUGUGGACUGGCUGUCUACAGCGUCCCUGACCAAGGAGAGAAGAGCAGGCAAUCUGAGAACGAGGGGAAAAAAAAGGGCCACCGGCUGCUAAAUUCAAGAAAUCCUAAGUGGAAUGAUAUUCCAUAAAAAGCCCUCAGUAUUCAUUUGAAUGAUGUUAAGAGCUGAAGUGGAGUGUCAAUGUGCUCUCAGCCUCUUAGCAACAAGAAGAUUUCAUGAGCGAUGGCCUCAGGAUGUCUCUCAAGGAGCUGUGUGCCUAUGAAACACCAUCCGUUGCCGAAAUGCAGAACUUCCUGUUGGCUGACAGACGGCCCACUGGACAUGUCAACCAAGUGUGGCCUAAUGUGUACAUUGGCAAUGAGUAUGUAUUAUGUUUUCUGUUCAAAUGGAAAUUGAAUGAAAACGUACAGGACUACGGAUGUUCGCUGCGUUUGUGUUUUCUCAGGGUUGCAGCACGAGACAAGUCCAUGUUGUAUAAUAUGAGGAUCACACACAUCGUGAAUGCUGCUAGUGGACCCCCUCAUGUCAACACUGGAGCCCGCUUUUACAGAGACAUGGAUAUUGAUUACUAUGGAGUGGAGGCUGAUGAUUCCCCGGAUUUCAUCAUAAGUGUGUUUUUCUAUCCCACAGCAAGGUUUAUACGAGCAGCGUUGUCGAAAAACGGAAGAGUAUUUGUCCAUUGUCUGAUGGGAGUGAGCCGCUCUGCCACCCUGGUGCUGGCCUUCCUCAUGAUCUGUGAGGAUCUUACACUAAUGGAGGCCAUUAAAGCUGUACGGCAACACAGGGACAUCUGUCCCAAUCCUGGCUUUCUCAACCAGCUUCGACAUCUUGACAUGAGCCUCGUCCGAGAAAGGAAGAAAAAACUGGAAGCUUACAAAUUGAAAGCUCCUAAAGACAAACCGUUGGCCUCUCAAAUGCAGGCAGUGUAUGAGGCGCCAUCUAUAUCAGAUCUGCGGAGUCUGCUGCUGACAGACAGACAGACUUUCGGACCUGUCAGUCUUAUCUGGCCCGGCCUGUACAUCGGAGAUGAGUCAACGGCUCGUGAUAAAGGACUCCUCGCUGAUCUGGGAAUCACUCAUGUUGUAAACUGUGCCGACGGGCCACAUCGCAUCAACACGGGUGCCCAGUUCUACUCAGACAUGAGAAUAAGUUACUGUGGAGUGGAGGCUUCAGAUCACCCACAGUUUGAUUUGAGCCAGUAUUUCCGCUCCACUGCAUCCUUCAUUAAAGCCGCACUCACUCAAAAUGGCAAAGUGCUGGUUCACUGUGCAAUGGGAGUCAGUCGCUCCGGAGCCUUGGUCCUGGCCUUCCUCAUGAUGUGCGAGAACCUCACUCUUACGGAUGCCAUCAUUGCUGUCAGGCUGAACAGAGACAUCUGUCCCAACUCAGGCUUUCUAGAGCAGCUGAGAACUUUGGAGAACAAUUUAAAGAGAUAAUUCUCUCAAAAA
Messenger RNA from Carassius gibelio (silver crucian carp), 1459 nucleotides. RefSeq lists its product as uncharacterized. Bases 227 to 1447 code for a protein of 406 amino acids. Lineage: Eukaryota; Metazoa; Chordata; Actinopteri; Cypriniformes; Cyprinidae. Gene Ontology annotation, molecular function: protein tyrosine/serine/threonine phosphatase activity; MAP kinase phosphatase activity. The transcript has 7 exons. Gene Ontology annotation, cellular component: cytoplasm. Gene Ontology annotation, biological process: protein dephosphorylation; negative regulation of MAPK cascade. The record is from RefSeq and is a predicted model, not a curated record.